AUGCUCAGAAUUUUAGCUCAAACAAUUAAUAACAUCCGUGAUGAGAGCACCACAACUUUGUCACCAGAUCAGCUUGCAUGCACGCAAUACGAGUACGCUGAAGCAGAACGUUUGGUAUCGAAUCCUUGGUGUACUUGUCCACCAGGCCAAAUGCCUAGUAGUGACAGUAAUGCCUGUCAACGUAUCUAUUUAACUUCUCAGUUUCUCAUCGAUGCGGUUACUGUAUCAACAUUUGGUGUUGACUUAGAAUAUUUUUGUGGUGGUGUAGUACCUAAUCCCGAACAACGUUCUCGUUUAGCCAUUUUGAUGUUGAAUCGCGCAAAAUUACCAUAUCAGAUGUGCGUUCGACGUGAUGGUAAUCCGAUAAUGGUACAACUUGACUGCUUGCAGUGUUCUGUUGAAGAACUUGAAAAUGCUUUUCAGCAAAAUGCUGCUGACCAUUAUGUACCAUUUCAUGUUACAGAGCUUUCACUUGGAGCUUGCUUAGCUUCAACUCUAAACGAUUGUGAUCCGGAACACGCAGAUUGUGUUGUAGAUGGACCUCGAUACCAGUGUCGGUGUCACGAAGGAUGGAAUGAUACGUCGAAAGAUAUUGGAAAAAAAGAGGGACGACGUUGUCAAAAAAUUAGUGCACAUACUGAACAAUGUAUUAUUUUUCUUGGUUAUUGUUUGCUUUGGUGGUUUCUUCUACUUGGUAUCAUCCUCUUCCUCAUAUUACCACUGCUUGGUUGCCUUAGCUUAUGGUUGUACAAAUGGUACUUAAGAAGAAGGGAGCGAGUCUCGGUAGAUGAACAGGUAUAAUA
Molecule: messenger RNA, 803 nt
Organism: Thelazia callipaeda (thelaziosis nematode)
Lineage: Eukaryota; Metazoa; Nematoda; Chromadorea; Rhabditida; Thelaziidae
Source: the annotation of a GenBank genome assembly